Messenger RNA from Durio zibethinus, 1100 nucleotides. The record is from RefSeq and is a predicted model, not a curated record. NCBI's taxonomy places the organism in Eukaryota, Viridiplantae, Streptophyta, Magnoliopsida, Malvales, Malvaceae.
UACUCGAGCACAAGGGCAUAUGCGCUUCCCAUGUGCCACUUUGCCCAAGUUGCCACUUGAAAAUCCAAAACCCAUUUUUCUCCAUCUUCAAAAACCCAAAUUCAAUCUAGACCAGCUUUCCAAGUUCCAACUGCAAGCCACUGCUCGCUCGCUUCAGUUCGACUUGUUUCACCCUCAUGGGAACCUCAGAAGCCGUGGUUAAGAAAGAUGUGUAUUCGGUGUGGGCACUUCCACCGGAAGACGUUACUGCCAGGGUGAAGAAGUUGAUGGAAGGUUUAAGAUCCGAGUUCGGUGGGCCACAGUUCGAGCCCCACGUCACGGUUGUUGGGGCCAUCAGUUUAACAGCUGAUGAUGCGUUGGCCAAGUUCAGGUCAGCCUGUGAUGGGCUUAAAGCUUAUAAUGCUACCGUCGACCGUGUGGCCACUGGGACUUUCUUUUAUCAAUGCGUUUUUUUGCUGCUUCACCCCACUUCUGAGGUGGUGGAAGCAAGUGCACAUUGUACCGAUCAUUUUGGUUACAAGAAUUCCACUCAGAUGAUUAGAAUUAUGGAAUAUGGAGUAACCAAGCAUAAAGAUAACAUUUUGAGUUGCUACAAGCGUUCUACUGAGAGGGGAAGAAAAAAAACUAGAAAUACAGUGGUCCAGGUGUGUUAAGGAUGGUCAAAAUGGGCAGAAUGGGUGAGUUUAACAUUGUUAUUAAUUGGUGCAUCUUUCCACUGAGUUCUUUAAUGGUGUGCCUAAAUGCUCAUACUCAAUUUGAUUUCUUUGCUUUCAACUUGCAAAACAAAGUCAUUUUUUUAACUUGAUGUAGCUUGUAUAUCUGAAUCCAUUUCCUUGCUUUAGUUUGGCCCAGUGGCUAGAUGAGCUAUGGUUGGUAAUUGCUGUUUGUCUUCAAGAAUGGGCGUGAACUAUUUUCUAGAUGAGAGAAACUAUUAUCCUCAUCUGACAAUUGAAAUUGAGGUUUCCAAAUCAAAACAAAGCUUAAUUGAUCACCUUUCAAUUUAAACUUUAAGGGGAAGAGAAAGUAUUUAUACUUGUCCUUCUAUUAUGACAUUCAUUGUAUUGGUCACAAACAGACUGUUGACAAAUAUGUCUUCUAUU